UACCAGUAUUUGCCGCCGCAGUUUGUACUCGACUCGACUACGGUGUGUUUCCUUUCUUUUAUCAAUACUGUGUUUUCAUUGUCAAACGUUCCAUCGACAUAUUCAAUGCAUCCGCUUCUCGUGCAGAAUUUGACCAACAAGUUCAGUCUAGUGAGACAACUCGGACGUUCAACAGGGGUAGUUCAGCGGUUCUCGAUACAUACUUCCAAAAUGGUGCAAAUCAAAGAAGGAGAUAAAAUUCCGUCAAUUGAUCUAUACGAGGAUUCACCGGCGAACAAAGUUAAUGUUGCUGAUUUAUGUGCCGGAAAGAAGGUGAUUUUGUUCGCCGUCCCAGGUGCCUUUACUCCUGGUUGUUCCAAGACGCAUUUGCCGGGAUAUGUCGACCGAGCAGGUGAUUUGAAAUCAUCCGGUGUAGCCGAAGUCGUUUGCGUUUCUGUCAAUGAUCCUUUCGUUAUGUCGGCUUGGGGUAAACAGCAUAAUACUGCCGGCAAGGUUCGCAUGCUUGCUGAUCCUGCAGCGGUAUUCACCAAGAAGCUAGAACUAGGAGCCGAUUUGCCUCCUCUCGGAGGACUACGCUCCAAGCGAUACUCGAUGGUGCUAGAAGAUGGAGUCAUCAAGUCACUAAAUGUGGAACCUGAUGGUACUGGGCUAUCCUGUUCCUUGGCUGACAAAAUCAAGGUUUGAAACUAAUAAAACAAAACAUGCGAUUGAAUACGAAUUGAUAAAAAGGAACUAGUUUUAAAUGUGUCAUUUUAAUCGAGUUAUGAGCACAAAUCAUUCGAAAACAAGCAAGUUACACAACAAAGAAUCUGUGACUAUGCAAUAAUUGAAAGGCAAAUCUCUUAUCUAUGGUGCAACUACACGGUCUGUCAUCUAAAUAAAAUGUCGAUGUUAUUCAAAUCGAACUUCUGGCCCUAGCUAAGUAAUCAGAUUGCUAGCAAUGCCCUUAACAGAGUUAUAUUUUUAUUGAUAUCGUUGUCAACAAAAUUGAACGAAUGUUUAAAAUUCUUCGAUGAUUCGUAAAGGCUCGUUUUGUAGAAACUAUCAAGAAUAAAGUACUCAAAUUCUA
Messenger RNA from Malaya genurostris, 1069 nucleotides. It is a transcript of the gene Prx5, whose product is annotated as peroxiredoxin-5, mitochondrial. The transcript is spliced from 2 exons. Gene Ontology annotation, biological process: hydrogen peroxide catabolic process; cellular response to oxidative stress; cell redox homeostasis. Gene Ontology annotation, molecular function: thioredoxin peroxidase activity. NCBI's taxonomy places the organism in Eukaryota, Metazoa, Arthropoda, Insecta, Diptera, Culicidae. Gene Ontology annotation, cellular component: cytoplasm; mitochondrion; peroxisome. The coding region runs from base 106 to 684 and encodes 192 amino acids. The record is from RefSeq and is a predicted model, not a curated record.